Cyphellophora attinorum is the source of this 753-nucleotide messenger RNA. RefSeq lists its product as uncharacterized. Gene Ontology annotation, cellular component: mitochondrion. Gene Ontology annotation, molecular function: alcohol dehydrogenase (NAD+) activity; metal ion binding. The transcript is spliced from 3 exons. NCBI's taxonomy places the organism in Eukaryota, Fungi, Ascomycota, Eurotiomycetes, Chaetothyriales, Cyphellophoraceae. The coding region runs from base 1 to 753 and encodes 250 amino acids. The record is from RefSeq and is a predicted model, not a curated record.
AUGUCUUCGUCUGUAGUAUGCCGCAAAGCGUUUGAAGAACCUGCUGGAACGAACCUGGCCGGGAUACCGACAACGAAUUUAGAACUUGACUCACCUUUAAUGACUUACGGCGCACCAUACGACGAGCUGUGUGCGAAGCAUAUACAGAACACUUUCCAUGCGUCGAGAGUAUACAUCAUCGCAUCCGGAACAUUGUCCCACCAGACCGAUGGCGUGGAGCGACUGAUCUCCAGCAUCGGUAGAGAUAGAGUCGUCGGCGUUAAGAAAGGAAUGGCACAACACACACCAUGGACCGACAUUAUUGAGAUUACGAAUGAAUGUAGGGAACUGCACGUGGACUGCAUAGUCACCUUGGGUGCUGGCAGCCUGACCGAUGGAGGGAAGAUCAUUGUUCUUGCUUUGGCCAACGAUAUCACAACCACAGAGCAGCUUGCUCGAUAUUCGAUCGAAAGCACUUCCGUCCCGGCGAAUGUGAAGCGUCCAGUGGUGCCGCUGAUCACAAUCCCAACCAGUCUAUCUGGUGGAGAGUAUUUCAGCCUCGCCGGAGGAACUGAUCCCGUGACUCAUCAUAAGCAGGGGUUUCUGUAUUCCGGCAUGGGCUCAAAAUUAGUGAUACUGGAUGCGGAAUUAUGCACUACGACGCCACCUUAUUACUGGUACAGCACGGGGUUCAGGAGCUUAGAUCAUUGCGUCGAAGCUCUUUGUUGUCUCACCGGCACAGCUAAGAGUGACGAAAAGGCUUCACGAGGCUGA